UGACUUUGAAUAGUAUUUUCUGAAACAUUUAGUGAACAAAAAAUAGUUACAAAUAAUGAGAGUUUUGCACAAAAAACUAGACUUCAGUUAAAACUCCAAUUGAUUAUCAGUUUCUCAGAAAAUAUUGAAAACGUUUUACUAAUUAUUGUUUGUAUCGAUUGAAUCGCAUCCCAAUCCCAAACCCCAUCCCAUUCCCACUGAUGGCACUCACCCGACACUGUCUGUCCAAACCAGUGACACAACUCUUGAGACGAUUGACGAGAUCAGUGCCAAUGUCCGGCCCGUCAUCUUCGCGUCCGUCAUCCGAUUUGUCGUCAUUUCGCGAAGUCUUCGCCAAAAGCCGACACAUCGUUGCGCUGACCGGCGCUGGCAUUAGUGCUGAGAGCGGUGUCCCCACAUUCAGGGGGUCGGGAGGUCUUUGGCGCACAUAUAAGGCGCAAGAGUUGGCCACUCCUGAGGCCUUUGCCUCGAAUCCAGCGCUCGUUUGGGAGUUUUACUCAUACCGUCGAGAACUGGUCCACACGAAGACACCCAACGACGCCCACAAGGCAUUGGCUGAGACUGAGAAACGGUUGGCCAAUGAGGGCAAGCGAUUGGUUGUCAUCACUCAGAACAUCGAUGAACUGCACCGAAGGGCUGGAAGUGAUAAUGUGAUUGAAUUGCACGGAACCCUCUUCAAGACCCAGUGCACCAAAUGCGGUGACAUUGCCGUCAAUAAGGAGUCGCCGAUUGUGCCGGCGCUCAAAGGCAAGGGAAGUCCCGACCCGUCAGAGAUGGACUCGAAGAUACCGAUCAAAGAGUUACCGCAUUGUGUCAAAUGUCACGGACUUCUCCGACCACACGUCGUCUGGUUUGGCGAACCCCUGGACCCGAGUGUUCUGGAAGCGGCCCAAACAGAACUAGACAAAUGUGAUCUUUGUCUUGUGAUCGGCACCUCCUCUAUCGUAUACCCGGCGGCAAUGUUUGCGCCACAAGUAGCCGCUCGAGGGGUACCGGUGGCUGAGUUCAACAUUGAAAGCACUCCUGGAACCCAUCAUUUCGGGUUUCACUUCGAGGGCGGGUGUGCCUCCACUCUACCCUCAGCUAUAAAGGCUAAGAACGGCUAA
This is a messenger RNA of Oppiella nova, 1106 nucleotides long. NCBI's taxonomy places the organism in Eukaryota, Metazoa, Arthropoda, Arachnida, Sarcoptiformes, Oppiidae. The record is from the annotation of a GenBank genome assembly.